Messenger RNA from Indicator indicator, 3962 nucleotides. It is a transcript of the gene SIRT1, whose product is annotated as sirtuin 1. Gene Ontology annotation, molecular function: NAD+ binding. NCBI's taxonomy places the organism in Eukaryota, Metazoa, Chordata, Aves, Piciformes, Indicatoridae. The transcript is spliced from 9 exons. Bases 1 to 2283 code for a protein of 760 amino acids. The record is from RefSeq and is a predicted model, not a curated record.
AUGGCGGAUGAGGAGGCUCCGCUCCUCCGUCCGCGCGACGGCGGCCCCGGCGGCACGGCCGAGAGCGCUGAGCCUGCUCCGAAGCGCCAGCGCCUCGACUCAGAAGACGGCGGCUGCGGGAGGGGCGCGGCGCCCGCCCAACGGCCAGACUGGGGCGCGGGGCCACCAACCGCCGCCGCUGCUGUGGCAGUAGAACUGCCGAGCGAGGCGGCGACCGUGGCUGCCGAUGGCGGCGGGGGCCGGGCGAACAAGGAAGACGACGAAACGGUGGCGGCGGCGGUGGUCUGGAGCGGCGCAGACAAUAGGGCCGAGCUGCGGGGCCUGUCCCGGGCGGAACCGCCUCCGCAGCCGCGGCAGCGGGGCCGGGGGGAGGGGGCGGAGGCGGCGCCCGGCGAAGACGCGGCGGAGGCGGCCAUUGGCUGCAGGCGGGCGCAGUGUUCAAACGGGGCGGCCGAAGCGCCGGCCCUGCAUCCCGAUAACUUCCUUCUUAGUGAUGAAAUCAUAGCCAAUGGUUUUCACUCCUGUGAUAGUGAUGAAGAUGACAGAGCCUCACAUGCAAGUUCUAGUGACUGGACCCCAAGACCACGUAUAGGUCCGUACACUUUUGUUCAGCAGCAUCUCAUGUUGGGUACCGACCCACGGACAAUUCUGAAAGACCUGCUACCAGAAACAAUCCCUCCACCUGAGCUGGAUGACAUGACACUCUGGCAAAUUGUUAUAAACAUUCUUUCAGAACCACCAAAAAGGAAAAAACGGAAAGAUAUUAAUACCAUUGAUGAUGCUGUGAAGCUUUUACAAGAAUGCAAAAAAAUAAUGGUCUUGACUGGAGCUGGGGUGUCUGUGUCUUGUGGAAUACCUGACUUUAGAUCAAGAGAUGGCAUCUAUGCACGCCUUGCUGUAGACUUUCCAGACCUUCCAGAUCCUCAAGCAAUGUUUGAUAUAGAAUACUUCAGAAAGGAUCCCAGGCCAUUUUUUAAGUUUGCAAAGGAAAUCUACCCAGGACAGUUCCAGCCAUCUCUCUGUCACAAGUUCAUAGCUUUGAUGGAUAAAGAAGGAAAACUACUUCGCAACUAUACUCAGAACAUAGAUACCCUAGAACAGGUUGCAGGAAUCCAGAGGAUAAUACAGUGUCAUGGUUCCUUUGCAACAGCUUCCUGCCUGAUCUGUAAAUACAAAGUUGAUUGUGAAGUUGUUCGAGGAGAUAUUUUCAAUCAGGUUGUACCCAGAUGUCCCAGAUGUCCAGCUGAUGAACCACUCUCUAUCAUGAAGCCAGACAUAGUGUUCUUUGGAGAGAACUUACCCGAGCAGUUCCACCGUGCCAUGAAGUAUGACAAAAAUGAAGUUGAUCUCCUUAUUGUCAUUGGGUCCUCACUGAAAGUAAGACCAGUAGCAUUGAUUCCAAGUUCCAUCCCUCAUGAAGUGCCUCAGAUCUUAAUUAAUAGGGAACCUUUGCCUCAUCUACAUUUCGACGUGGAGCUUCUUGGAGACUGUGAUGUUAUUAUUAAUGAAUUAUGUCAAAGGCUAGGUAAUGAAUACACAAAACUUUGCUACAACCCAAUAAAACUUUCAGAAAUAACAGAAAAGCCUCCACGAACGCACAAAGAACUUGAAAUGUACUCAUCUGAGCUGCCACCUACCCCUCUAAAUAUUUCAGAAGGCUCUAGUUCACCAGAAAGAAUGACUCCUCCAGAUGCUUCAGUGGUGUCUUCAGAACACCCAGCUGAAUGUAAGGUAGAAAACUGUGAUCCUGCUUCAGAAACUAAAGAGACCUGCACAGAGGAAAAGUUUCAAGACACACAGACAACAUCAGACAACCCUGAAAAUCCUGCUAGUGAACUAAUGAACUCUGAAACAGUGAAGGAAAAUGGAUCUAACAACGGAGAAAAAGAAAAAAAUGAAAUCUUGAAGAAGUGCUGGGUAAACAGAUCUGCAAAAGAACAGAUUAGUAAAAGGCUGGAUGGUACUCAGUAUCUGUUUUUACCUCCAAAUCGCUAUAUUUUCCACGGUGCUGAGGUGUACUCAGAUUCUGAAGAUGAUAUCGUAUCUUCUAGCUCUUGUGGGAGCAGCAGUGAAAGUGGUUCAUGUCGUAGUCAGAGCUUAGAUGUGGAGGACGAGAGCGAGAUUGAAGAGUUCUACAAUGGCAUAGAGGAUGAGGAUGCUCCUGAAAGGGAGGAGGAACCUGGAUUCAGGGAGGAUGGAAUUGAACAAGAUGAAGCAGUAGCUGAGGAGUCAGCUUACACAAGUGAAGCUGCAGGGACUGAGCAGCCAAGCAACAAGUUGUAACGUGAUCACUGACUGGUUACAGGAACUUUCCACCAGCAUUAGGAGCUUUGGCAUGUCAGAAUGAAUGUUUACGUCCGGAUUUAGAGCAACAAAAACAUACAGAUGUAGUGUUUAUAAAUAACUAAAACAGAUUUUCAUGCUUAGUUUUUUACCUUUUUCAAUAAAAUUCUAUUACUGCGCACUCAACACUAACUCAUCUUUUUUUUUUUAAGGUACUAGGAAUAUCACUAUGCUCACUUUGAAGUUCAUCUGUCUGAGCAGGCAUCCAUGUAUAUAACGCAUAUUUUUGUUUAAUGAAUUCCAGCUUAUAUUAUUUUUAAACAGUUUUGAAAAAGCCAUUGGAAUGUUAAACUAAUAUAAAGGGAACAGCUAAUUAAGACCAAAGAAUGGUAUUUUCACACCUCUUGCUUUGUAAUACUUUGGUUUAUUUAAAACCUUCUUAUGCUUUUGCUAAACCUUUCAUUCUGCCUAGUCUGUCAUUAAACACUGGCAUUUUCUAAGACCUACUGUGGCAGCUAAUUUUUUGCUUUAAGAGAUACUUUAAAUGUUUGAGACAUACUGAAAUGUGAGUAGAUAGUUAAAUGGAAACAUGCCAGUGAGCACUUAGGGGCUGCCAUGGUUUUCAGACGUCUAAGAAGUGCUGUGAAGAUGCUGAGGUGAAUGCUGGCUGUGGAGCAGGUGCAGUGCUGGUGUUGGAAAGAAACUGGCUUCCCCGUGGCAGACAUUUGCUACACUGUAUACAGGAGCCAAGUAUAGUACAGCUUUAUUGCAAACAGCAUUUGAGAAGCUGCCAAGCUGCGGAAGUGAGGCCAAGUUCAGAACAGGCUUUCUACCAGUUGGUGAGAAGGUGCAAAAAAAACCCCCAAAAAACCCACAAAACACAAAAACCAACAACAACAAAACAAAGAGCAAGCUCUUCCCUGUUAUGGAUCAAUGCACCAAGCCGAGAAACACAAACAGCCAGAGCCUCUGCUUACCCUGCUGCGUGGAGAAAACACAACCUGGAAGCACACUGUUAAACGGGCACAUCUUGGGGUAAAGAUGUUCUUUCCCACCUGCUAGCUGCAUCUUGCCUCAACUCUGACAUUGUAUAUAUCCAAGUGCUAGGCUGCCUUGCCACUGGAUGUUGCAGAUUGAAGUGUGGCUGUUUCCAAGCUUUUAGAACUAUUUUGUACAAUGCACAGUGCAGUAGUGUGAAACAGCCUUUUUCUAUAAACCACUUCUUCAACAUUGGCCCAAAUGAACUCUACAACGUAGACUACUCAUAUUCUUUAAUAUUUAUUACAUUUUGGAAGAUGGAUAGUAGCUGUUCUUUAAGCAUAAGAUAGAUCAGUUACUAAGUAAGAACAGCCUUCUGUAUUCAUCAGCAAAUGUUGGCAUGUUGUCUCAUUGUCCAAAUUUAAUGCAGCUCUUAUUUGGCUACACUAAAGAAUGCAAUAUGGUUAGUUUUCACUUGCAUGUCAUAAUGUAUUAGUUUGUGCUAUAGGAGAUAUUUUAAAUUGCAAUACUUUGUUUUAAAUUAUUUUUACAGUGAGGAUUGUUUUCUGCUCUUUUAUAUUGUAUAUAGUGUCUUUUAUGUAAUCUACUGGCAUAUGUUUUGUAGAAGACUGUUUAAAAUGACUGGCGCUCUUCCUGCAACUUUUGAAAUACAAACCCAGUGUUUUAUACGCGUACACUCU